AUGCCAUCCUUCACCGCCGAUAACAUCCCCGAUCUUCGCGAUCAGGUGAUUAUUGUUACUGGAGGAAACGUCGGUCUUGGCUUCGAGACGAUACGGCAGCUCAGCAAACACAACCCAGCCCGAAUUUAUCUUGCAGCCAGGUCUCGAGACAAAGCCGAAAAGGCUAUCCAAGAACUCCAACAACAGAACCCUAAAACAACAAACAUCGUCUUCCUCGAACUUGAUCUAGCAUAUUUUAACAGCGUCAAGGCUGCCGCGGUCGAAUUCCUCAAGAAAGAAUCUAGAUUGGACAUACUCGUCAACAAUGCUGGCAUCAUGAUGACCCCCGAGGGCCUUACCAAGGAAGGGUAUGAGAUCCAGUUCGGAACCAACGUGAUGGGUCCAGCGCUGUUUACCCAGCUUCUGCUACCGGUCAUACGAGAAACGGCCAAGACGAACCCCGAGACGCGUGUCGUCAUGCUGUCUUCGAGUGCUCACGCCCUAGCCCCGAACGAUAUCUACAAGUUCGAAGAAAUCCGAACAACAAUGCCUAACCGAGCUACUACCCAACGAUACACCAUGUCGAAGCUUGCUGACCUCCAUUACGCCAAGGCUUUGGCAAAGCGAGAGAAACAAGUCAAGAUCGUUCCUGUCCACCCGGGGAUGGUUGCGACCAAUCUUCACCAUGCUUCCACCGGCAUGUUUCUCAAACCUUUCCUGUAUGCAGCCAUCUUCUUCGCCACGCCUGUGGAGAAGGGUGCCUUAUCGCAGAUCUGGGCAGCUGUGAGCCCUGACGCCAAGAGCGGGCAAUACUACGGUCCUACUGCUAAGGCGGAAUCUGGUUCGAAGCUCAGCCAGGACCGCGAACUUCAGGAGAGCAUUUACGGUUGGAUCCAAAAGGAACUCAAGGGGCAUGUGGAAACCAUUGACUGA
This is a messenger RNA of Colletotrichum tamarilloi, 912 nucleotides long. RefSeq lists its product as uncharacterized. NCBI's taxonomy places the organism in Eukaryota, Fungi, Ascomycota, Sordariomycetes, Glomerellales, Glomerellaceae. The record is from RefSeq and is a predicted model, not a curated record. The transcript has a single exon. Gene Ontology annotation, molecular function: oxidoreductase activity. Bases 1 to 912 code for a protein of 303 amino acids.